Molecule: messenger RNA, 3015 nt
Organism: Linum trigynum
Lineage: Eukaryota; Viridiplantae; Streptophyta; Magnoliopsida; Malpighiales; Linaceae
Source: the annotation of a GenBank genome assembly
UGUAAUUUACCACCGGGAGUUGGAUAAUCAUUUUCCCAAAAUUUUGGGGUGUCCCGUGCGUCUGCCCCUGAACAAAAGGAGGGUGAAGUCUUGAGGGAGUUCUACGAGAGGUGGCUCUUGGUAGCCCUGGUGGUAAAGGAUGCCCAGCCUUCGGUGUUGGGAUGUUGCUUGAAUGAAUGCACCUCCAGUGAAGAACUUUGUAGGGCGAUGGCAAAGAGAGAUGUGGUAUCCACGAAAUACUUGGACCAUAGGGUGCAAAAGGUAAUUAUGUUGGAAGAAACCUUGGCAGCAAGAAGAGCGGAUAGGCGACGAACAAGAGGAAACGAGUGCGAGAAUUCAUGGAGGCAGGUGCCUCCCCUAGGGCCAGUGCAUACUUCCGCAAGUUAUGCGCCUGCAAGAAGGGUGGACAUCGGGUUCCUCCAGCCGCAAGGGGCGGGCUCCUUCACGGAAUUUAACGAUACGCUGAAGAACGUGCUCCAUUACGUCAAAGAGAAGGGAUAUCAUGUCCGGUGGCUAGGACCAAUGAGAGGGUAGCCCAAUAAGCGGAAUAUGGAUCGGUACUAUGACUUCCAACUGGAGAGUGAGCACCAUACCGCCUAUUGCUAUCAACUGAAGACGGAGCUGCAGGGCUUGGUGAACAGAGGAAUGCUCAACGAUUUCAUCAGAGAACCUGAGAAAAAGACGCAUAGCGCUUGUGUAGCCAGGGCAUAAUUGAUGAUGGUAGAGUUGCCCCCACCACCAUACGACCUCGACCAAGACAAGGCGCCUGAGCGGGUGCGGCUCACGGUGGAAUCUAUCACAGGGUCGAUCGACUUAAGUGAAAAAUUGGAAGCAAACCAUCGUUUAAGGACAACUUCGGUGGGCGCCUAGGAGGCAAUCAACAUUUGCUUCAACCAGACGCCUGAUGAAGCAUGUAGGCUUCUGUCCAUGGACGCGCUGGAGAUAUACGGAGUGGUUGGGGGUUGCAAGGUGAAAAGGAUGCUUGUAGACACAGGAAGCUCGAUGGACGUGUUGUUUAAAGACAUAGUGGCGCACAUGCAGUUGUCGCCAGAUUUGAUUCAACCCUCAAACUUUGUAUUAAUUGGAUUUUCUGGGGCGCCCGCAAGGGUGAUUGACCGUGUGCGCCUGCCUGUAACCCUGGGAGACAAGGAGCAAAGGGUCACUCACGUCAUAGAUUUUGGAAUAGUGGACUGUCCACCCCGUACAACGCAAUACUUGGCAGACCCUUCCUGGCCAUGUUUAACGUAGUGGCGUCCAUAUGGCAUCAGAUCCUAAAAUUCAUCGCCGCUCAAGGACCGGGGGUGGCCUGAGUGCAAAGCGCCCUAUGUUACGAUCGUGAGACGGAAGAUAAGCGUCUAUGUAAGGACAUGAGAGUCAACGUGGUGGACAUUACGCCGGAGGAGGCGCCUCGGGUUGAGGCCGCAGACGAAAAUCUUCUGAUUCUUUUGGAGGAAGGUUGCCUCGAGAGACAAGUGCGGGUAUUGGCACAGGCGCCCAUGGAAAUGAGGAAAAAAUUAGUCGACCUUUUGUGAGAGUUUGGCUAACUCUUCGCAUGGAGCGCUAUGGAGAUGCCUGGUGUUGUGCCCGAAACGGAGAUCCAUAGGUUGGCAGUUGAGGAAGGAAAGGGAAUUAUCCAGCAGAAGCGAAGAAAUCUGUCACAAGAAAAGGAGGUGGCCCUCCAGGUGGAAGUAGACAAACUGCUUGGAGCUAACCUAGUGGAAGAGGCCAUGUACGUUACGUGGCUGUCAAACGUGGUCUUGGUCGCUUCUUGGGCUUCAUGAUCACGAAGCAAGGCAUCGAGGCCAACCCAAAACAGGUACAUGUGAUUGUCAAAUUGGCAUCUCCAAAAACACCUAAGGAGGUGCAAGGCCUAGCGGGCAGGCUAGCAGCGUUGGGGCGCUUCAUACCAAGGUCGUCCGAUAAGGUGGCCCCUUUCUUUCGAACACUUAAGAAGGCAAUGAAUUUCUCUUGGAACGCCAAGUGCGAUGAAGAAUUUGAUGAGCUCAAGCACCUACUGGCCACACCAACUGUGAUGACGGCACCUAAAGCCGGGGAGACGUUGUACCUGUACAUCGCCAUCUCUGAAAUUUCGGUGAGUGCAGCCUUAAUCUCGAGGGUGGCGCCUAAGGGAGAGGAGAAGCUGGUAUACUAUGUCAGCCGAACAAUGGUAGCACACGAAAAGCAGUACGCUCCCAUUGAGAAGGCUGCGUUGGCGGUCGUCACGACAGCGACCAAGCUUAGACCAUAUUUCCAGGCACACUUCAUCAUUGUGCUCACCAAUCUCCCUCUAAAGUCUACGUUGAGCUAAAUAUACGUGGCGGGGCGCCUCAUCAAAUGGGCCGUUCAAUUGAGCGAGUUUGGCAUACAAUAUGCGACCCGACCAGCGAUCAAGGCUCAAGUACUGUCGGACUUCGUCGAGAAAGGUUUGGUUGCGACAGAGACGGGCGGCGAGGACAGUUGGCAAGUUCAAGUGGAUGGAGAGGCCAGCCGCACCGGGGCCGAGGCAGGAAUGUGAUCAUUAGCCCCAUGGGGGCGAUGCAUGAGGUUGCACUACGCUUUGCAUUGAUGAAAACCAACAAUGUUACUGAGUAUGAGGCGGUCAUCGUCGAUCUGCACAUGGCCAGGGAGUUGGGCGCCCAGAAGGUGCACGUCAAGUCCGACUCGGCUCUCAUAAUCAACCAGCUCAAGGGGGUUUUCAAAGUCAAAGAAGAUGCGCUUUAAAGUUAUGUGCGAAGGGUAAAAGAGAUGGGCGCCUGGUUUAGCGAGGUCGUGUUCACGCAUAUUCCAAGAGAAGAGAACGCUCACGUGGACGCCUUGUCAAAACUAGCAACCGCUCUUGAUUUCGCAGAGGAACGGAAGGUUAUUGUCACAAGGGAGGUGUCACAAGAACAUCUGAUGGGCGCCCUAACCUAUGCAAGUGCAAGUGGUGGUUGGAUGAGCUCCCUGGAGUUGUUUUAACCCAAGGCAUAGUGCCCAAAGACUCAAGAGAGGCAUGGCGCCUCCGUAGAAAGGCAG